Molecule: messenger RNA, 2370 nt
Organism: Sus scrofa (pig)
Lineage: Eukaryota; Metazoa; Chordata; Mammalia; Artiodactyla; Suidae
Gene: GAL3ST4
Product: galactose-3-O-sulfotransferase 4
Biological process (GO): glycolipid biosynthetic process
Cellular component (GO): membrane
Molecular function (GO): galactosylceramide sulfotransferase activity
Source: RefSeq, a predicted model, not a curated record
AGGCUGAGUGUCCUGACAGCGAGGGAAAGAUGCAGGGAGGGAGAGACCCAGGGACGCGAUCAAAGCUGAAUCAGCUACAGAGACUGGCGGGACAAAGGGAGGGAGGGGGAGGAGCUUGGGCGCCGAGAAAGUUUAUGGGGAGAGUUGAGCCGAGCGAGGAAUCGGGCGGUGGCUGGGGCAGGCGGGAGGACGAGACCCUGAUUUCCCUGCUGCUCCUCAGGUGGCCUGGACAAACUGUCGGUGGGCGCUGGAGGCUGACGGCACCUAGAGGAGCAGUUGCGGGGCACCUAGAAGACCCGAGGACGCUGACAGAGGCAAAAAUCUGCUAACUCAGGGGGCAGACUCAACCGGGGCUGCGAGCAGAUCUGGGGAAUGACCCCCCGAUCUCGAACCGGCGCCUUCUGCGUCCGCACGGCUGUCUCAAGCUGUCUCUGCUUCUGUGCCUGUCCCUGUCCCUCAAUAGCAUCACCCUUCCCGGUGCCACAUGGGCCAUCUGUCUUCUACCAGGACCAUGCGCCUCUGGGGGCCCCGGAGCCUGGGGGUGGCUCUGGGAGUCUUCAUGACCAUCGGAUUUGCCCUCCAGUUCUGGGGGGGUCCCUUCCAGAGGAGGCUCCCGGGGCUGCAGCUCCGACAGUCCUGGGCUCCAUCCCCGGGACUAGCUCUUCCAUCCUGCUCACCACGACAGCGACUCGUGUUCCUCAAGACUCAUAAAUCCGGGAGCAGCUCUGUGCUGAGCCUGCUGCAUCGCUACGGGGACCGGCACGGGCUGCGCUUCGCCCUCCCUGCCCGCUACCAGUUUGGUUAUCCAAGACUUUUCGAGGCCUCUCGGGUCAAAGGCUAUCGCCCUCAGGGUGGAGGCACCCAGCCCCCCUUCCACAUCCUCUGUCAUCACAUGAGGUUCAACCUGAAAGAGGUACUUCAGGUCAUGCCUUCUGACAGCUUCUUCUUUUCCAUUGUUCGAGACCCAGCAGCUCUGACCCGCUCUGCCUUCUCCUACUAUAAAUCCACCUCAUCGGCUUUCCGCAAAGCACCCUCCUUGGCUGCCUUCCUGGCCAAUCCUCGAGCCUUCUACCGGCCAGGGGCCCGUGGAGACCACUAUGCGCGCAACUUGCUAUGGUUUGACUUUGGCCUCCCCUUCCCUCCAGAGAUGAGGACCAAAAGAGGGAAUCCUCGCCCCCCCAGAGACCCCAAGGCCCCACAGCUGCGUGUCUUGCCUUCUGGUGCUGGCCCUCCAGCCCACACCCUGGAUCCUAACGCUCUCUUCCAUCCUGUUCCCACCCUUGCUGACGGUCACAGUAGGACAUCCAGCCCUGCUUCUUCAGAUUUGGGAUCUUCAUCCUUCAUCCAGUGGAGUCUGGCCUGGCUGGACUCUGUCUUUGACUUGGUCUUGGUGGCUGAGUACUUCGAUGAGUCACUGGUCCUGUUGGCAGAUGCCCUGUGCUGGGGGCUAGAUGACGUGGUGGGCUUCAUGCACAACGCCCAGGCUGGAGGCAGGCAGAGUGGAAGUGCUGUCAGUGACGAUGGGCUGACUGCUGAGGACAGGCAGCUGACUGCACGGGCCCGGGCCUGGAACAAUCUAGACUGGGCUCUCUAUGUCCACUUCAACCACAGUCUGUGGGAACGGAUAAAGCAAUACGGCCAGAGCCGGCUGGACAGUGCUGUGGCGGAGCUCCGGGCUCGCCGAGAGGCCCUGGCUAAACAUUGUCUUGUGGGGGGUGAGGCUUUAGACCCCAAAUACAUCACAGACCGGCGGUUCCGCCCUUUCCAGUUUGGGUCAGGAAAGGUUCUGGGCUACGUGCUUCGGAGUGGACUGAGCCUCCAGGACCAGGAAGAGUGUGAGCGCCUGGCUACCCCUGAGCUACAGUACAAGGACAAGCUGGAUGCCAAGCAGUUUCCCCCAACAGUCUCUCUGCCCCUUAAAAAUUCAAGGCUAUCCUCUCCCUAGGCAUCAGACCACUACAUCUUAAGCUGAAGAGCCGCCAAGCCACAGGGCACAUGUGAUGAGUGUGGGGCAGUCAAAUGCCCUGUUUCCCUCAGAAAGCAUAUCUGCUCCCUAGAGGACCAGUGGAACUUUGCAUGGACUGGUCUCCAUGACCUACUGCCUGUGCAGAGGAAUCCCAGUCCUACCAGUAACCUCCUCCCUCCCCCUUUCGGCCCCUUCCUCUUUCCAGCACGACCCCCACACACUGCAGUUCCAAGUAGCACUCUCAGAGGUGCCCUGGAGGAGCAAACCUUGGAGUAUGUCAGAGAAAGCUUGGAACCCAAAGGACUGGAAUAAUGAGUCCAUUUCUAUAUGAAAUAUUUGUUACUGGGCUAUGCUCAUUUCACCAUGAAAUGUUUGUUGAAUGAAUAAAUAAUUUGGAACUUCGA